AAGAUUAAUGUCAACGUAUAACUUCAUCUACUGUACUAGCUGCAACGGUUAACAUCUAACUCGAUUGUGUACACCACUGGGGCAGACUUUGAUUUUUAUAUCAUCAUACAUCUUGCGCUAGCAAGUUUCAAGAGUCACAGCUUAGGUGUAACUCGUUGCGCCGUUUACGAUGUCGAACCUCGAGGAGUACUUCAAUUCUGCCGUCCUGGAUGUGAUUACACCAAUCGUCUCUGUCGGGUUUCCUCCACAUGAAGAUAUUCAUGCCGCCAAUGCAUGGCUGGAGGCAGUAGAGGAUGAGAAUGUCGACAGGAACUUGGCCUUCUUCGACGAGAACCUUGCUUUCGUCCUUUUGUUGCGUUUCGGUUACGAACAAUUCGAUGAGGACGGCUUGGAAGACACUAAGCCGAGGAAACCACCUAUAUCCCUUCUUUCAUUCCUAGCGCACCUCCAAAUUUCCUGGGACGCGUCGUACAUUUCCUCUCUACCUCCUCCCCCGUCCCCAUCUCCAACAGCAGAUGGUCGACCGCCCGUACCUUCACGUACUGUAUCAAUACCCAAGACCAAAGCUACCUCUUUAAUGCCGGUCCAUCCUUCAAUAUUUCCUCCCAGUACCCCACAUCCUUUACCAUCCACUGGUGAUGCUGAUCGUCAAUACGUACAAGCUCAGGGUACACCACUGAGGUUCGGAGUCUGGGGCGAGAACUCGAAUUUGGAGGACGCUCAGAACGAGGAUUUCGCCCUGCUGUGGUCUGAAAAAGAUAAGACGUGGGUAGCGGUGUACAAGAUGACAGUGCAAGUCUCGUUUAUGCCAACAAGGGUGCCAGAUCCUCUAUUGUGUCUUACGGUAUCUACCACAUUACGCGAGAAGCCGUUAGCGUUCACGCCUCCUCGCAAACCUCUGGCCGCGCUUAUAGAGGCAGCUGGAGGUCUACCCGACGAGAGGGAACCUGGCACGCCUCUCAAGGUGAAUGGUGAUGAUGACGAUGAAGGGUUGGAUGUCACAGGCUUGGAGGAGGUCAACCUCCUCGAAGGGCUGAAGAUCGAUCCAACCUUCGCGUCGGAGUCACUUAAUUUGCCCACUACACGUCUGGCGCCGUCAGUUCGCAUGCAGUCAUAUUCGCUUCCACCGGUCACGCCUAAUCCAGAUUCACCUGGGACGUCUACUUCAACUCACACUAUUAGUCGUACAGGAACCAGCACUCAUACGACGCUGCGGAAGUCUUUCCGUAAGACUAUGCGCACAGUGUCCGGAUUCCGUGUACGAAUGCGAACAGUAUUUGUACCCUAUUUUAUGCUACCACCGAACGGUACCCGGAAGAGUACGAAUGGCACACCCAGAAAGUCGUCCCCUGACACCGAUUCCGAGGAAUCAGAUCUGGACGACGAAGAGCACCUCAAUGAGCGCGAACUCCGCGAAGCGGGGAACGAAGAACAUACCGUCGUACUUUGUGUUGAAGUGGAGAACGGUGGCGAGUCUUCUGCAGGUUUUGCAGUCGAAAGCGUCAACGUGAGCGUCGGAGGCGAAGGUGCUCAAACUCGACUUAUUGGUUGGGGAGAAAGCGGUCUCUCUCAACCAGAGAAAGUCUUUCCGCUGCUUCUGAACCCGAUGGAACAGUAUAAUCUGCUGUAUGCUGUUUCCUUCCUCAGGUCGCCGGAGACGGAUGAGUUUUCACUUGCAAAAGGACGUGGUUUGCCGGGGACACCUGCAAUACAGGACUUACAGCGAGCAGUGACUAUCAUUAUCAACGGGAGACCUUACGACAUCCUAUCAGAGGACGGUACCAGACUUGAUUUGUCACAACUCAACUAUCCUACACCAACUUUCCCGUCACGAUGGAACUGUGUGCUCGAUCUCUCGCCUCAAUCGCAAGCAACUGUAACAGUGGAUACUGCACCAGAGGAGCAUACCAAGAUCGCUCUUCCGACGCCUGCUUCACCUUUCCCUGGCUCCGCCUCCCGACCUAUGCUCUCGGCAGCAUUGGGUACAGGAGGACUCCUCUCUCCAAUGCCAGCGGCAUUCCAAACUCCCCGAGGCGUGUACCCCAAGUCUCCCGGUACACCUACGCCUACGGGAGCAGGAGCGAUGCCUUCAAUAUCUUCUAUUGUAGCAGGAAGCAAGCGAUACACGCUUAGUGCCAUGGAUGCUGAUAUGGUCAGUGCUUCUGUUGCGUCGAGUGGAGGAGACUCCGCAAAGUUUAGGGGCCAAAUAUCUCCCGUGAACUAUCGCUCGGGACCUGCAAUGUUAAACCCUGCCAAUCAGCGGGAUACUCUUUUGCAAAGUGGUACUCAGGCCACCACGACCGCACCGAUUAAUCCAAUCUUGAGUGCUACCGCAGCAUCGAACAGGAACUCGUACCUUCCUCCAUCUGUAACUGUACAGUCGUACAUGCAAUCUCCUACGACCUAUGGUCCAUUAAGUCCACCUUUGCCACCUGUCCCUGGUGCACAGUCCUACGGUUCCUUCGGCAGUCGUCGUGCAGCGGGUCUUGGACUCGGGCAUGGUCAAGAAGACAGUGUCAGCAGCGCCAUUUCCUUGGAUAUGAUGGUCGUCCCGCCUACGCCAGCAUACCCUGCGUACCCAACGUCUCAACCACUACCCCCAACUCCUCGUUGGCAAGGACCCAUAACGAACUUGCAGUCUGGUGCUGUGGGCCCCAGCGUGGAAAUAAAGAGAGAAAGGGGCGGCAAUGUCGGUAUACCACCUACUCCUGGACCUAUGGUCGGCGCGGGAGGCGGGUUCGCUCAAAUGCAGAUGCAAAUCGAGGCAGAAUCUGGAGGGAGAGGACAGGGGGAGGGCGAUACGAUUGUGGUAAGCGUGGGCUUGUUGCCUAUGAGGCGAUUUUCAAAGGCGGAUGGGACCGGUGCUAUGCGCAAGAUUGGGAAGAUAUAUCCGCUGGAUCAAUUCACGUUGGAUAUCUUCGUGUUCAAUCAGUCCUCGCGGACGAGGAGGUUUGAGGUCAGCUAUCCAGACCGGAGGAAGAGGAGGAAGGAGCAAGUGGUUGGUAUUGGCCAUCCGGCGAAGAAAGGUGAGGGUGACGCUGUUGGCAUCGUACCAUUAGAGAAUCGGGUACGCAUAGGCCCUCUGCUUCCGUCAACGUGUCAGUCCGUCCGUAUGGACUUCCUUGCACUUUCACCCGGAGUGCACUCGGUGGAUACUCUUACAUUGACGGAUAUCCAGACUGGUUACACCAUGAACCUCCGGUACGUGCCCAUUAAGUCUGUUCCCGAUGAGAUUCCUGACGUUGUACGCAGAUCUGUGUUAGAUGUCGUAAUUCAUGAGCAUGAAAUCACACAGGACAAGGAACGCAACCCAUAGUUAUUUAGACUAAUUUGAUACCAUUGGCCCUGUCAUUGAGUGCACAUGAAUUUAGUUUUCUACACCGCAUGAGUAAGAAGAGAAAGGAAAGGCGCCAUAUAUUAC
This is a messenger RNA of Somion occarium, 3421 nucleotides long. NCBI's taxonomy places the organism in Eukaryota, Fungi, Basidiomycota, Agaricomycetes, Polyporales, Cerrenaceae. The record is from the annotation of a GenBank genome assembly.